UCGCGGUACGGUGGCCACGUGGGGCCCCGGGGCUGUGGGCUGGCCCAGCCGCUCUCCCCGUGGGCGGCUCGGGGUGGCGCAGGCGGCCGGGGCGGGGCGGAGCGCGCAGCCAUCUGCGCUGCGGCGGCGGCGGAAACAAUAGUGCGGAUCGUGGCGCGCGGACAGCGGCCCGCGGAGCCGGACGGUAGAGGACCGUCUCUGAGCCGCUCUGGUGCGCAGGACCCGUGCCAGGACGGACGGACGGACAGACGAGACGGAUCCCACGCCGCGCCGGCCGCCCACGAUCCUCGAGUGGCGCCCCCGGGCCCCUCCGGUCCGUGGCUGCGGGGUCUCCGACGUGAGCCGAUCCUUCCCGGGUGUCCCCGUCCCCACGUGCGUCUUGCCGCGGCGGAGCCCGGGGCACUAUGAACGAAGAGGAGCAGUUUGUAAACAUUGACUUGAAUGAUGACAACAUUUGCAGUGUUUGUAAACUGGGAACAGACAAAGACACACUCUCCUUUUGCCACAUUUGCUUCGAGCUAAAUCUCGAGGGAGUGCCAAAGUCUAAUCUUUUACACACCAAAUCAUUGAGAGGCCAUAAAGACUGCUUUGAAAAAUACCAUUUAAUAGCAAACCAGGAUUGUUCUCGUUCCAAACUUUCCAAAAGUACUUACGAAGGAGUUAAAACCAUCCUUAGUAAGAAGAUAAACUGGAUUGUGCAAUAUGCCCAAAAUAAAAGUCUGGAUUUGGAUCCCGAGUGUUCCAAAACUUCGCAGCAUCACCUGUUUAAUUUCAGGCAUAAGCCAGAGAAGAAAUUACUCCCACAGUUUGACUCUCAGGUACCAAGGUACUCGGCAAAAGGCUUUGCUGGCAGCGCAGGCGGCAUCUCAAGCUAUACGCAAAGAAUCCUGGAGCACAGGAAAGAUACAGACUUCGGGCUUGCUAUAUUGGAAGACGCAGAUGCAUUGUGGACUCACAGUCACAACCAGGCAGAGAAAACAGAAGAGACAAGCUCUGGUCCAGAGGGGCAUAUCCAGACCCAGAAUCCACAUUACAGCCGAGAGGAAUUGGACUCGAUGACCCUUGCUGAAGUGGUACAACUGAAUACAAAGCUCCAACAGCAAAUCCAGGAAGUUUUUGAAGAGCUAACACACCAGGUACAAGAAAAGGACUCUCUGGCAUCAGAACUCCAUGUCCGUCACGUGGCUAUCGAGCAACUCCUCAAGAACUGUUCCAAGUUACCGUGUCUCCAAGUGGGUCGGACAGGAACCAGAUCACACCCACCCAUGAACAACUGACCAGAACGUAGCUGCCCGGCUUUAUCCGCUGUUGCUCGGCUAAGCAUAUAUACCUAGAAAACAUUGGAAGAAAGUUAUGGCCCAUUUUUAUGGUUCUUGUACUUGCAAAACAUAAGAUAAUAUUCAUUAUCUUUAUCUAAUAAAGCAGAUCACUCUAGUCCAGGGUUAAUCACUUGGCUUCAUUUGGGGACUUUUUCUUCUAAUUAUUAAAUGCCCCUUCCUAACUUUUACCAUAUGUGACUACUUAAAUAUACUGUUACAGUGUUUUUAUUGACCAUUUUUAUUGUAACUCAGUCGUCAAAACAAUAGAAGCCUAAUAAGGUCUUAUGUUAGCCUAAACUACUAGAAAUAAUUUUUAAGAGGGAAAUAGAAGUCAUAAUAUCACCUUAUUUAUGAGCAAUAUUUUAAUAUAAAAUUUUAUAUAUAAAAUUGCUAUUUUGGGUAUUUUUCAUUGUCUUUAUAAAUCUGUAUCUGAAUGACCAUGUGUAUUUGCACCUUGUUGUGUGAAUAUGUUCACCUCUGUGGAGAUAACUGCAUUUGGCAAUACAGUGUUUUUAUAACUGUUACCUUUCUUUCCAAAGAUAAAGGUGUUCUGGAUAGUAUUAGGAGAAGCAGUCUGCCCAGCUGGGCUGUUUUAACUACUAACAGCAUAUGAAAGUAGAAUUAAUUAAUCAUUCUUUAAAGCAAAUAUCCAAGUAAAUAAAGCACAUUAUUGCUUUCUAAUGAAAGCAAUGCCGAAUUAGCUUAGGAAGAAAAUACUAUGCUAGUUUUUAUGUGUCAGUCUCCAUAAAAGCAGAAGCCCCACCCUGCUUCUUAAUUCUCAAGAGUUUCUUUGAUGUGUUAGUUUUGGACAAAGUAGGUCAACUAUCUUCAAACUGUACUGGUCCUCCUUUGGGGGGAAAAGUAAAAUUACUAUGUGUGCCAGUUCAUAUGGAGUUCCAAUAAUCUGUUAACUGUCCAAAUUCUGCUAUCCACAUCACUGAAAUUAUUCCAAAAUAAAAAAAUAGAAGAAAGAAAAGAAAAAGCAUUUCAAGAUACUGUUUCUAAGUUUUAAAAAUCUAAAGGGUGUAGAAAAUUACAGGACCAAAAUAAAAAAAAAAAAAUUCAGUUCAAUAAAAAGUCUAAUAUAAGCUACUUUGGUUUUAGAUUCUUAACUAGUAAGUUACUUCAAGAUGUUGGAUAAGUUUUAAUGAUAAAAUAAGCUAUAACUAGUCCAAAAUUAAGAUGAGCUCUUUAGCUGGUACUUAGAAUAUAUUUGUGUGGUAGAUAUAUUUUGCUUGCAGCCUCAUGCCUAAAGAUGGCUUCUGCCUUGAAGCUGGCAGUCUGUAUUUGGGCAAGGGUCAGACUUUAAUAUUGGACAUAAAUAAUAUUUGACUAAGCAAACAGCUGCUUCCAUGUAGAAAAAAAGCACCUUUUCAUGCUCAUGUUCAACUGGCCUGGCUGUGUGUGCAUUAGUUAAUGUCCCAUUGGUUUUGCUUUGUCCUGAAGAAAACUUACCCUUGAAGCUUUUUGGAAGGAGUUUUGAAAACAGAAAAAUAUAUAUACUUUUUAGUUUCUCUCAGUUCUUUGAGUCAUCCAAAUGAAUUUAAAAUCUGGAGAGCGGAAGUGAACGCGUUGCCUUAGUUAUGAUAAGCUUUAAAUUGAACGUGUGCAAUAUGGAAGGUUCUACAUUUACAAGCUGGGUGAAGAUGAUGUGUCUUGAUUAUGCCAGUAAGUGUUUCAGUGCUUGGUUGUUAUGGUUACAUUUUCCAAUUUGACUGUACUCCUGCCUGGCAUAACUCAUUAAGAAUGGCAGCAGCCAGUGUAGUGCACACACUUGGGCUUCUGUCUAGGUGGUGGAAAGGCAGUCGGGGCAGCCAUGGGAGUGUGAGAUAGUCAGCUUUUGGUAUGUGCAAUGCUCAGCAGAUUUCUGUCAUAGGAGACAUACCAUAUGGUGCAGUCCUAAAUACCAGUGUUACCCAAAGAAAACAUUUGCUUAUCUCUUUAAAGGGUUCUCUGGCAAACACUUCGUUUACUAAUGAGUUGGGAAUAAUUGGGAUUUCUCCCAUGUACUCUAAGGUCUUAACUGGGACCUCUGAUUCAUUUCUUUUAGAUAUUUCACUGGAAACACCAAAGGAAUGGUGCUCCUAAGUCCCUGUCUGGUGCUGAUAGGAACACUAGUACUCAUUCACAUGGGUUUUUGCUGGAGUGUACUGCUUUGUAUAAUUUAACUCCCAGUUAUUGGUUUGGGUUUUUUUGGUUUUUGGUUUUUUUUAUUCGUGGUUUCCUUGCUGUCUUGCUUGUUUUGACACAGGUUCUUGCUACAUAGCUUUUGCUAGCCUAGAAUUCUCUUUGUAGACCAGGCUGUCCUGGGAUUUGUAGUAAUUCUCCUGCCUCGGGAGAUCUAAUCCUGUGAUUCAGGUAUAUAACCUACUCCGAGCUUGAUUGAAUAUGCAAUUAAUUGUAUAUGAAAAAAUAAGGAUGAGGACAGAGUUGAGGUCCAAUUUAAGGAAAUAUGAACUUUCACAAGUACACUGGUUUCUCUAUUUGAUUCUUUCUAAAUAGUUAUGUGCUCUGAGAAAGUUCAGAAGUGGGGCUGGAGAGAUGUCUCGGUAGUUAAGAGCACUGACUGUUCUUCCAGAGGUCGUGAGUUCAACUCCCAGCAACCACAUGGUGGUUCACAACCAUCUGUAAAGGGAUCUGAUGCCCUCUUCUAGUGUGUCUGGAAACAGCUACAGUGUACGCAUAUAAAUGAAAUAAAUCAUUUUAAAAAAGAGAGAAAGUUCAGAAGAAACUUCACACAUGAUUUCAUAAAUUUUAAAACAACAGAAGAUGUACUGCUAGUGAGCAUCAUACAUCUCCGAGCUUCUUUCUGUGAGGAACGAAGUGAAAUUUUGUCAUACAAGAUUUCAUAGUUAAACAAGACGCGUAUUUUUAAAAUCAGAAGUCAGAUGUGAUUUUAACUUGAUAUUUUUCUUUUAAGAUUAGUGUUUUUAUGUGCCUAGCACAUAUCAGCCCUGGGUUAUUAAUUCCUGUCACCAUAGUAAAUAUACAAAGGUUUUGCUCCUGGUUUUGGUUCUAUUAGGUUGCCCAGGCUGGCCCCCAGCUGAGUGGCUAUUUUAGUGCUUCAGCCUUCUGAAUAGAGGGCUGGGGGGAUGGGGGGAGCUGGGGAGGAGGAUUGACCAACACUGCCAUGCCUGGCUUAAUUUUCCUAUUGUCCAUUCUUGAUUCUUGUAGCAUUUCUCCAGAGUAUUGCCAGAGUCUCAUAUUAAUUUCUAGGUUAGUUCUUGGCAGGGGCAUUCACUUGACACACCGUGCUGAUGAUCUAAACAGCUUCACUGUGUGAUUCUUACAUGUAGUAUUGGAGUAAAGGGAAGCCCUUGAAUUUCCAAGUGCCAUGUUUGUUUCUCCCACUUUUUUAAACAUUUAAUGGUUAUUUUUCAAAAUGUGUGCAUGCUGGCGAGUGCUGUCAGGAACUCGGUUGAAGCAUAUCCCAUUGCCAGCUUCCCAGGUAGCUUGUGAUUUCUUGGUCUCCUGCUGUUUCCUAUGUACGAUUGAAAAAUGGCUUACCUUUUAUAUACAACCUACCUUGGUGUUUGUUCUGUGGAGGCCUGUCAGGUUUUUGGUAGUUUUCGAAGUCAUCCUUUUGGUCCGUAUGUAUUAUCCCAUGGACAUGAACUAUUAUUUAAUGGUGGAGUAUAGCUCACCUUUCAUUGUGUUUUGUUUUGACUGUCUGGAGGAGUUGUUUGUUUUACUCUUUGCAAGUUCAUUAACUAACAAAUGCUACUAUUCACGCUACAGCAAGAUGUGUGGCUCUUUUAAAACUUCAUAUGUAUACAAAUUUUAAUAUGCCCUCUAAUAAGCUAGUCUUAAAGCAGAGACUUGAUUUGAUUUGGGUCUGAUUCCAGUUUUACCUUGAACAGAAUUUUUUUUUUUUCUGAGAAAAUUUGGUUAAAAAAAAAAUCACUAAAGGACAGAGCCCUAAAUAAAAUACCCUUACCGAGUUAAGCUUUGUGGUGCCAAAGAGUUUAUCUGCUCAAGUAACCAGACUCUGGGGGAGGGGGAGGUCAUGCUGGGCUGGGAAGAGCCUGACCUUUGCCUUCCGUUUCCCUAAUUUCAGUCGAUGCCCCUGCUGAUACCAGCCGUCGCCUGAGCAACCCCAGGCCUCGCCCACCUUGAUGGGAAGCGAUCACGUGGGUGGAGACCGUUAAGAUUUUUAGUUUGAAGCAAGCUCCGUUAAAAUUAUUCAGUAGUUUUCCCCCAAUUUCAAGUUUACCACGUGAAGCAAAAAUGGCCUGGAGAGCGACUUGUUUAAAGCUGCACUAGCUGCACUAGCUGCCCGAGCUGCCAAGUGGAGGGGGUUUGUUUAGCUUUGAGGCUUGGUUUGGUUUGGUUUUCUUUUUCUUUUCCCUGCCCUACUGCCUCCAGAAAGAGGUAGCUUUAAAAAAGUGUUUAGUAGUGGGGUGUGUGUGUGUGUGUGUGUGUGUGUGUGUGUGUGUGUGUGUGUGUGUGUGUGUGUGUGUGUGUGUGUGUGUGUGUGUGUGUGUGUGUGUGUGUGAGAGAGAGAGAGAGAGAGAGACAGAGAGACAGAGAGACAGAGAGACAGAGAAACAGGGAAAUGUUGCUGUAAACCUGACUGCAGCAGUCCUUGAACUUUUAAUCUGUGCUUUGGAAACUUAUUUUCAACAAUUUUGCUGCCAUUUAGAAAGUAAAAAUGAAACUGCCAUGGUCCAAGCUAAGUUUGUCUCCAAAAAACAUUUAUUUGGUCAUCGUCCGGGUUAUAUGCAAUUUAUAUAUUUGUAUUCUGCUUUGAAACUGUAACUAGAUAAGUCUGUCUACUAUUUUUAACUUUACAAGAAUAAAGCAAAUAUUUUGGUA
Molecule: messenger RNA, 6134 nt
Organism: Mastomys coucha (southern multimammate mouse)
Lineage: Eukaryota; Metazoa; Chordata; Mammalia; Rodentia; Muridae
Gene: CUNH21orf91
Product: chromosome unknown C21orf91 homolog
Exons: 5
Coding region: 405-1277 (290 amino acids)
Source: RefSeq, a predicted model, not a curated record